Molecule: messenger RNA, 3182 nt
Organism: Malurus melanocephalus (red-backed fairy wren)
Lineage: Eukaryota; Metazoa; Chordata; Aves; Passeriformes; Maluridae
Gene: SUCLG2
Product: succinate-CoA ligase GDP-forming subunit beta
Exons: 11
Coding region: 42-1340 (432 amino acids)
Biological process (GO): tricarboxylic acid cycle; succinyl-CoA metabolic process
Cellular component (GO): mitochondrion; succinate-CoA ligase complex
Molecular function (GO): ATP binding; succinate-CoA ligase (GDP-forming) activity
Source: RefSeq, a predicted model, not a curated record
UUCCGCCCGGGGCGCGGGGCAGGGCGGGGACAGCGGCGAAGAUGGCGGCUCCCUUGGCCGGGCAGGCGGGUGCUGUUCUGCGGGACCUGGCCCUGCGAUCCGCCCGCCUGCGGGGCGAAUUCCCGACUGUUCAAUUAACCCCCAGACGAUGGCUCAACCUGCAGGAGUACCAAAGCAAAAAAAUAAUGGCAGACCAUGGGGUUACAGUUCAGAGAUUCUUUGUAGCUGAUUCUGCAAAUGAUGCCCUGGAGGCUGCUCAGAGACUGAAGGCAAAGGAAAUUGUUCUGAAGGCACAAAUUCUGGCUGGAGGGAGAGGGAAAGGUAUUUUCAAUAGUGGAUUGAAAGGGGGAGUUCAUCUAACUAAAGACCCUAAGACUGUUGAACAGCUUGCUAAACAGAUGAUUGGGUACAAUCUGUCAACCAAGCAAACUCCAAAGGAUGGUGUGACAGUUAAAAAGGUGAUGGUUGCAGAAGCACUGGAUAUUUCCAGGGAAACAUACUUUGCAAUUCUGAUGGACAGAGCCUGCAAUGGACCUGUCAUGGUUGGCAGUCCUCAGGGUGGUGUGGACAUAGAAGAAGUUGCAGUAACUAGCCCGGAGCUUAUCUUUAAGGAGGAAAUWGAUAUUUUUGAAGGCAUAAAGGAUCGGCAGGCGCUGCAGAUGGCAAAAAAUUUGGGAUUCCAAGGACCUUUGCAGCAGCAGGCAGCAGAUCAAAUGAAGAAGCUGUAUAAUCUUUUCUUGAAAAUUGAUGCCACUCAGGUUGAAGUCAAUCCCUUUGGUGAAACUCCAGAAGGGCAAGUUGUUUGCUUCGAYGCCAAGAUAAACUUUGAUGACAACGCAGAAUUUAGGCAAAAAGAAAUAUUUGCCAUGGAUGACAAGUCUGAAAAUGAGCCCAUAGAGAACGAAGCUGCCAAGUACGACUUAAAAUAUAUAGGACUGGAUGGAAACAUUGCUUGCUUUGUCAAUGGAGCUGGACUUGCAAUGGCCACGUGUGAUAUAAUAUCCCUGAAUGGUGGAAAGCCAGCCAACUUCUUGGAUCUGGGUGGAGGCGUGAAAGAAGCWCAAGUCUAUCAAGCAUUCAAGCUGCUGACUGCUGAUCCAAAGGUGGAAGCAAUCCUUGUGAACAUCUUUGGUGGGAUCGUGAACUGUGCCAUCAUUGCCAAUGGAAUCACCAAAGCCUGUCAGGAGCUGGAGCUCAAAGUACCUCUGGUGGUCAGACUGGAAGGAACAAAUGUCCGCGAAGCCCAGCGCAUCCUGAGUGAAAGUGGGCUCCCCAUCACGUCUGCCAACGACCUUGAGGAUGCAGCCAAGAAGGCAGUGGCAAGUGUGGCCAAAAAAUAACACCCUGAGGAUUAAUCUCCUGGAAAGUAUGCGUGUUUCACAGGACAUAAUUCUGAUAUUUUUUCAGAGGAUUCAUGGAGUUCUCCAAGCUAUCCUCAGGCUUGGUGGACUUGGUGAUACGUGGCCAGCUCUGGCCAAGCUGGCCUUCAGAAACUUUGCAGCUACAAUCUUGAAAAGUUUGUAGGCCUUUAUCUAAUUUUGGUAGUUUUGUUACUCACGAUUUAAUAAGUAAUACUGCACUGCAUAAAGCUCUUUUUUUGUCUCUCCUUCCAAAAUUAUCACUGAUAAACUCAUGAUAAGACAAAAUAAUUAGUAAUUUGCUUCUGUCAACAGAAUUGUUCUUCAAACACUUUYAGGUCACCUAUUUCACAAUAUUUUCAUUCAUGUUUUUAUAUUGUAAAGAGUCAGCAAACUAAUAGCGGGUUUMUAUUUUUUAUGAACUUUUGCAAUCAUGUUAAAAGCUAUGCUUACAGUAUCUAUUUUUAUUCAAAUCAAUGAAGUGUAUUUUCUUCUUUUAGAAAUCACUGGUUUUGCCUUAAGAUGAUUUUCUUUUGUUGAUGCCAAUGGAUACCUCACGAUAGGGAAAGGGAUUGAAUAGUUGGUAGAGAAAGGAACUCCCACUCUCACUGUGCCUAUAAACCACUGAAAUGUGAUUCAUUUAUUUCCGAGUUUUUGGAAAUGCCCUGCUGUAUUUCCAGGUGUAGCAGUGCCAUACAGRGAAGAUGUUUCUGCCACUAAGAAAAUGGCUGCUAACUUUUUAAGAUCAUCUCUUUUGUGUGUCACUGCUGUGAGGUUUCACAGGAAGAUGAGAAACUGAAGCAGUUUUCUCUCAGGAGCAUGGAGUAUUCUUCAGUUGAUUUAACUUCCAGAAACUAUUUUUAAUUAAUUGGGAAUAAAGCACAAACUUUUCAAUGUUUAAAGUACUUGACUUCUCAAGCAUCAGUAAAAACACCUACAUGAAAAAAGAAAUCUAAAUUUCAGUAUUCAGGUAUUGACCAAGAUUCAUUUUGAUUAUAUAUUCUUUUGUAACAGUCAAAAUUCAAGCUGUUAGUUACACAAAUCAUUCAUUCUGGGAACAGAAGAAAAUAGUAAAGAGCUUGUGUAACUAAAGAACUCUGUACAAAUCUCACCCUGCCCAGGAAUUGUGUGCUGAAAAUCAUCAAUAAAUUUGAACAGUGAACAAAUGAGGGGAUAUUAUGAUCUGGUCUUGUAAAUGGGCAGAGAUAUAAAACUUUGUGAAAUAAAUUCCUAAUUGUGAUUUUUUGAGCAGCUCUAAUCAAUACCGUGUUCUACUUAGAAAAACGUAAAUAAAUUUUUCUUGACAUUUCCAUUAAAACUGUUACAUUCUAAAUAAAUUAUCUGCACUAAUCUUUGGCUYUUAACACAAACAGUGUAGAUAGGCUGCUAUCAUCAGUUCCUGCAGGUUUUUCCUUCUSCAUUCUUUUCUCUACAUAUUGCUCAAGGAAAAAAUGUGUGACCAUUAGARCAGCAAUAAAUAUGCCACCAGGUCUGUCGUUAUUGGCAGAAUGGAGGAGAAGGGUAUUGUUAGCAGCCCUCUUGAAGGUGCAUAAAARCCACACUGCUCUGAAGGAAGAAAUGUUUACCUCACCACCAUAAAUAAAAGAGUUGCACUCUAUUUUAUAUAUUUGAAUACUGGAAAGAUAAGAUUCUGUGGAAGAACUGUUUGUGCAAUGUUGUCACACACUGUGUCCCUAACUAUGGUCUCAAAACCAUCCACUGUGUGUGUACACAAUUAUUAUUCUGCAAAGAUUAAUACUAUGUACACCAUUUUGUCAAAUAAAURUAAAAAUCRACAUGUUUAUCRACUCUGUCCUUUCUAUA